AUGGAACAAGCUCUCGAUGAAAAUGUAUCAGAUACAGAAGAAGAUACUUUUUUCCAAGAUGUUGAUAUAUUACAAAAGCAUGGCAUAAAUGUAGCCGAUAUUAAAAAACUGAAAACAGCUGGCAUUUGUACCAUCAAAGGUAUUCAAAUGUCCACGAAGAAAAAACUAUGUAAUAUAAAAGGUUUUUCAGAUGCAAAAGUAGACAAAAUUAAAGAAGCAUGUCAAAAGGUUGUUACUCUUGGCUUCAUGACUGCUUUAGAAGUAAGCGAUAAACGAAAGCAAGUAUUUAAAAUUAGUACGGGAAGUAGCGAAUUAGAUAAACUGUUGGCUGGUGGAAUAGAGUCAAUGGCAAUAACAGAAGUGUUCGGAGAGUUUCGUACAGGGAAGACCCAGUUGUCUCACACUCUAUGUGUGACCACACAGAUACCUACGCCCAGCGGCUACCACGGAGGGAAGGUUAUGUUCCUAGAUACCGAACAUACGUUUCGCCCCGACAGACUUCGUCCUAUUGCUGACAGAUUCAACUUGGACCAGAAUGCUGUCCUAGAUAAUGUCCUCUACGCUAGAGCUUACACAUCAGAGCAUCAGGCCGAGCUCCUAGACUACGUGGCAGCGAAGUUUCACGAAGAGGGCGGGGUCUUCAAACUGCUGAUCAUCGACUCCAUCAUGGCGUUGUUUAGAGUGGACUUCUCCGGGCGCGGGGAGCUCGCUGACCGCCAACAGAAGUUAGCGCAAGUCCUGUCACGACUGCAGAAGAUAUCCGAGGAAUACAAUGUAGCCGUAUUCAUUACAAACCAGAUGACCGCCGAUCCAGGAGCCACGCUAUCCUUUCAAGUAGACCCAAAGAAGCCAAUUGGGGGAAAUAUCCUCGCUCACGCAUCAACCACCAGAAUUUCUUUAAGAAAGGGAAGAGGAGAAAACCGAAUUGCGAAGAUCUACGACUCUCCUGAUUUGCCUGAAAGCGAGGCCACCUUUGCUAUUACCAGUGGAGGAGUAUCAGAUGCAAAAGACUGAAUAUUUAUAUUAAUAAAUAAGCAUAUGAUAUUAUUAAAGGUCUGUUUGUACUUA
Cydia splendana is the source of this 1068-nucleotide messenger RNA. RefSeq names its product meiotic recombination protein DMC1/LIM15 homolog (gene Dmc1). The coding region runs from base 1 to 1014 and encodes 337 amino acids. The transcript has 5 exons. Lineage: Eukaryota; Metazoa; Arthropoda; Insecta; Lepidoptera; Tortricidae. Gene Ontology annotation, molecular function: DNA strand exchange activity; single-stranded DNA binding; ATP binding. The record is from RefSeq and is a predicted model, not a curated record. Gene Ontology annotation, cellular component: nucleus; condensed nuclear chromosome. Gene Ontology annotation, biological process: chromosome organization involved in meiotic cell cycle; DNA recombinase assembly; reciprocal meiotic recombination.